This is a messenger RNA of Ilex paraguariensis (yerba mate), 435 nucleotides long. The record is from the annotation of a GenBank genome assembly. NCBI's taxonomy places the organism in Eukaryota, Viridiplantae, Streptophyta, Magnoliopsida, Aquifoliales, Aquifoliaceae.
AGAAGAAACAAGAACAUGAGCACCACAGCACUAGCUUCUAAUAUAAUUUCCUGGGAAAUGAAUAACACUGCAUAUUUGUCUCCGCCCACGAGGGUCCUCCGUUUGGGUGCUAAUGAUGUUGAUCUACGUAGUUACCGCAUGUCACAGCUUACCAUCGACCUGGUCGGAGCAUGGUCAAGAAGAGGAUCAGCUCCUAAAAAUUUAGAGCACAUCCAAAAGAGGUGCAAUUUUUAUAAUAGGAACAAAGACAGCGUCCAGAAAAAGGACCCCAGCACUACAACCCAACGCAAUAUGAAAGCAUUUCCUAGAAACAAAUUCGUGGAGGGUCCAAAAUGGCUUCCCAUUGAGAGCCAACAUCAUGGAGGUGCAAAUUUGCAUAGAGGAGUUCCCCAAAACAAUGGAAGAUUCCAAGAAGUGUCACGAAUGUUUAACUGA